Messenger RNA from Acanthosepion pharaonis, 6651 nucleotides. The record is from the annotation of a GenBank genome assembly. NCBI's taxonomy places the organism in Eukaryota, Metazoa, Mollusca, Cephalopoda, Sepiida, Sepiidae.
AUGUCUUUCUUUCUAUCUAUCUAUCUAUCUAUCUAUCUAUCUAUCUAUGUAAUUCUUGAGACCAAAAUCAAAAAACACAUUCUCUUUCCACCCCUCGCUCAUUCCACCUCUCUUUUUUCCACCCUCUCUCUUUCCACCCCUCUCUCUUUCCACCCUCUAUCUUUCCACCGCUCUCUUUCCACCCCUCUCUCUUUCCACCCUCUCUCUUUCCACCGCUCUCUUUCCACCCCUCUCUCUCCACCCUCUCUUUCCACCCUCUCUCUUUCCAUCCCUUUCUCUUUCCACCCCUCUCUCUUUCCACCCCUCUCUCUUUCCAACCACUCUUUUCCCACCCUCUCUCUUUCCACCGCUCUCUUUCCACCCCUCUCUCUUUCCAAACCAUAUUUUCCCACCCUCUCUCUUUCCACCGCUCUCUUUCCACCCCUCUCUCUUUCCACCUUUCCCUAUCUCUUCCAACCUCCCUCUGCCCACCUCUCUCUUUCUACUUCUCUCUUUCCACCUCUCUCUUUCCACCUCUCUCUUUCCACUUCUCUCUUUCUACUUCUAUCUCUUUCCACCUCUCUCUUUCCACCUCUCUCUUUCUACUUCUCUCUUUCUACUUCUAUCUCUUUCCACCUCUCUCUUUCCACCUCUCUCUUUCCACCUCUCUCUUUCCACCUCUCUCUUUCUACUUCUCUCAUUCCACCUUCUAUCUUUUCCACCUCUCUCUUUCCUUUCUCUCAUUUCCUUCUCUCUUUCACCUUCUCUCUUUUUCCACCUCUCUCUUUCCACCUCUCUUUCCACCUUCUCUCUUUCUCCUCUCUCUCCCUUUCACCUCUCUCUUUCCACCUCUCUCAUUUCAAUUCUCUCUUUUCUCUCAUUUCAAUUCUCUCUUUCCACCUCUCUCAUUUCCAACCUCUCUCUUUCCACCUCUUUUUUCAACUCUCUCUCUCUCUCACACUCUCUCUCUUCCACCUCUCUUCAAUUCUCUUUCCCUCUCUCUUUUCACCUCUCUUUCCACCUCUCUCACAAUUCUCUCUUUCCACUUCUCUCUCUUUUCAAUUCUCUCUUUCCACUCUCUCUCUUUCCAAUUCUCUCUUUCCACCUCUCUCACAUUCCAAUUCUCUCUUUCCAUCUCUCUCACAUUCCAAUUCUCUCUUUCUCUCUUUCUCUCUUUCCCACCUCUCUCACAUUCCAAUUCUCUCUUUCCACCUCUCUCUCUCAUUCUCUUUCCUCUCUUUCCACAAUUCUCUCUUUCCACCUCUCUCACUCUCUUUUCACCCUCUCUCACAUUCCAAUUCUCUCUUUCCACCUCUCUCACAUUUCAAUUCUCUCUUUCUCUUUCACACCUCUCUCUUUCCACCUCUCUCUCAUUCCAAUUCUCUCUUUCCACUCUCUCUCUUUUCCACCUCUCUCUUUUUUUCCUCCUCUCUCAUUUCUCUCUUACCUCUCUCACAUUUCAAUUCUCUUUUUCCUCUCACAUUUCUUCUUUUCUCUCACAUUUCAACUCUCUCUUUCCACCUCUCUCUUUCUUUCUUUCCCUCUCUCUCUCAAUUUCUCUUCCAUCUCUUUCAUUUCAAUUCUCUCUCUUUCCACCUCUCUCAUUCCAAUUCUCUCUUUCCACCUCUCUCACAUUUCUUCUUCUUUCCACCUCUCUUUCCAUUUCCUCUCUCUUUCCACUUCUCUCUUUCUACUUCUGGCAUUGGAAUUCUCUCUCUCUACUCUCUCAUCUCUUUCAUUUCCUCUCUCUUUCCCCUCUCUCUCAUUUCAAUUCUCUCUUUCCACCUCUCUCACAUUUCUCUCUCUCUUUCUUCCUCUCUCUCUCUUUUCCACCUCUCUCUUUUCCUUCUCUCUCUCAUUUCAACCUCUCUCUUUCCACUCUCUUUCUUUCAUUUCAAUUCUCUUUUUCCACCUCUCUCCACAUUCAAUUCUCUCUUUUCCACCUCUCUCUCUUUCCCACUUCUCUCUCUUUCCACCUCUCAUUCUCUCUUUCCUCUCUCUCUCUCUCUUUCCACCUCUCUCAUUUCACCUCUCUCUUUCUCUUUCAUUUCACCUCUCUCUUUCCUACUUCUCUCUCUUUCCACCUCUCUCUUUCUCUCUCCUCUCUCACAUUUCAAUUCUCUCUUUCUCCUCUCUCACAUUCCAAUUCUCUCUUUCCUUUCUCACCUCUCUCUCUUUCCUCUCUCUUUCACAUUUCUCUCUCUUUCCACCUCUCUCACAUUUCAUUUCUCUCUUUUUCUCCAUUUCUCUCUUUCCCUCUUUUCACAUUCUCUCUCUUUUCUCACAUUCCAAUUCUCUCUUUCCUCUCUCACAUUUCCUCUCUCUCUUUCCUCCUCUCACAUUCCACCUCUCUUUCUUUCCCUCUCUCACAUUCCACUCUCUCUCUUUUCCUCUCUCUAUUCUUUCCUUCUCUCUUUCCACCUCUCUCACAUUUCAACUCUCUUUUUCCACUCUCUCUUUCCACCUCUCACAUUCCAAUUCUCUCUUUCCAUCUCUCUCUCAUUUCCUUUUCUCUUUCCACCUCUCUCACAUCUCUCUCUUUCCACCUCUCUCAUUUCAAUUCUCUCUUUCCACCUCUCUCACAUUUCAAUUCUCUCUUUCCAUCUCUCUCUCAUUCUCUCUCUUUCCUCUCUUUCCACCUCUCUCUCUCCACAUUUCUCUCACAUUCAAUUCUCUCUUUCCCUCUCUCUCUUUCUCCUCUCUCUUUCCACCUCUCUCAUCUCUUUCAAUUCUCCUCUUUCACAUUUCUUCUCUCUCUUUCCUCCUCUCUCUUUCCACUCUCUCUCUUUCCACCUCUCUCUCCUUUCUCUUUCCUUCUCUCUCAUUCCACCUCUCUCUUUCCCCUCUCUCUCACAUUCUCUCUCUCUUUCCUCUCUCUCACAUUUCAAUUCUCUCUUUUUCCCUCUCACAUUUCCAAUUCUCUCUCUUUCCUCUCUCUUUCUCUUCUCAUUCUCUCUCUUCCACCUCUCUCUUUCCAUUGUCUCUUUCUCUCUUUCCACCUCUUCCACCUCUCUCUUUCCACCUCUCUCAUUUCAAUUCCCUCUUUCCCUCUCUCACAUUCCAAUUCUCUCUUUCCCUCUCUCAUUUCAAUUCCUCUUUCCUCCUCUUCCACCUCUCUUUCCACCUCUUCCCUCUCUCUUCUUUCCUUCUCUCUCUUUCCACUCAAUUCUCUUUCCAUCUCUCUCAAUUCUCACUUUCCUCUUUCCACUUUCCUCUCUUUCUCACCUUUCUCAUUCUUCUCUUUCCAUCUCUCUCACAUUUCAAUUCCCUCUUUCCAUCUCUCUCACAUUCCAACUCUCUCUUUCCACCUCUCUCACAUUCCAAUUCUCUCUUUCCUCCUCUCUCACAUUCCAACUCUCUCUUUCCUCCUCUCUCACAUUCCAACUCUCUCUUUCCUCCUCUCUCACAUUUCAAUUCUCUCUUUCCACCUCUCUCACAUUUCAAUCUCUUUCCUCUCUCUCUUUUCAAUUCCUCUUUCUCACUUUUCAAUUCUCUCUUUCCACCUCUCUCACAUUUCAAUUCUCUCUUUCCUCUCUCACAUUCCAAUUCUCUCUUUCCAUCUCCUCACAUUCCUCUCUCUCUUUCCACCUCUCUCUCAAUUUCUUUCCUCCUCUCUCACAUUCCAAUUCUCUCUUUCCCUCUCUCACAUUCUCUUUCUCUUUCCUCCUCUCUCACAUUUCAAUUCUCUCUUUCCACCUCUCUCAUUCCAAUUCUCUCUCUUCCUCUCUCACAUUUCAAUUCUCUCUUUCCACCUCUCUCACAUUUCAAUCUCUCUCUCUUUCCAUUCCCUCUCUCACAUUCCAAUCUCUCUUUCCUCUCUCACAUUCCAAUUCUCUUUCCUCCCUCUCACAUUCCAAUUCUCUUUCCUCCUCUCUCACAUUCCAACUUCUCUUUCCACCUCUCUCACAUUUCAAUUCUCUCUUUCCCAUCUCUCUUUCAUUUCAAUUCUCUCUUUCCACCUCUCUCACAUUCCAAUUCUCUUUUCCUCUUCUCUCAUUCUCUCUUUCCAUCCUCUCACAUUCAAUUCUCUCUUUUUCCUCUCUCACAUUCCACCUCUCUCUUUCCACCUCUCUCACAUUUCAAUUCUCUCUUUUUCCUCUCACAUUCUCUCUCUUCCCCUCUCUCAUUCAAUUUCUUUCUUCCUCUCUCACAUUCCAAUUCUCUCUUUCCACCUCUCUCACAUUCCAACUCUCUUUCCUCCUCUCUCAUUCCACUCUCUCUUUCCUCCUCUCUCACAUUCCACUCUCUCUCUUCUUUCCUCUCUCUCACAUUUCAAUUCUCUCUUUCCAUCUCUCUCACAUUCCAAUUCUCUCUUUCCACCUCUCUCACAUUCCAAUUCUCUCUUUCCACCUCUCUCACAUUUCAAUUCUCUCUUUCCACCUCUCUCACAUUCCAACUCUCUCUUUCCACCUCUCUCACAUUUCAAUUUUCUUUCUUCUUUCCAUCUCUCUCUCACAUUCCACCUCUCUCAUUCCACCUCUCUCUUUCCACCUCUCUCUCACAUUCUCUCUUUCUCUCUCUCUUUCCACCUCUCUCUUCCCCUCUCUCACAUUCCAAUUCUCUCUUUCCACCUCUCACAUUCAAUUCUCUCUUUCCACCUCUCACAUUCCAAUUCUCUCUUUCCACCUCUCUCACAUUCCAAUUCUCUCUUUCCUCUCUCUCUCAUUCCAAUUCUCUCUCUUCCCCCUCUCUCUCACAUUCCAAUUCUCUCUUUUCCACCUCUCACAUUUCAAUUCCUCUCUUUCUCUCCUCUCUCUCUCUUUCCCCUCUCUCUUUCCUCUUUCUCUCACAUUCCAACUCUCUCUUUCCACCUCUCUCACAUUUCAAUUCUCUCUUUCCAUCUCUCUCACAUUUCAAUUCCCUCUUUCCAUCUCUCUCACAUUCCAAUUCUCUCUUUCCACCUCUCUCUUUCCACUUCUCUCUUUCCACCUCUCACAUUCCAAUUCUCUCUUUCCAUCUCUCUCUUUCAAUUCUCUCUUUCCACCUCUCUCACAUUUCAAUUCUCUCUUUCCACCUCUCUCUUUCCCUCUCUCUUUCCAAUUACCUCUCUCUUUCAUUCCAAUUCUCUCUUUCCACCUCUCUCUUUCCACCUCUCUCUCUUCCAUUCCAAUUCUCUCUUUCCUCUCUCACAUUCCACCUCUCUCUUUCAUCUCUUUCCACAUUCCUCUCUCUUUCCACCUCUCUCACAUUCCAACUCUCUCUUUCCUCCUCUCUCACAUUCCAACUCUCUCUUUCCUCCUCUCUCACAUUCCAACUCUCUCUUUCCACCUCUCUCACAUUCCAAUUCUCUCUUUCCACCUCUCUCACAUUCCAAUUCUCUCUUUCCAUCUCUCUCACAUUCCAACUCUCUCUUUCCACCUCUCUCACAUUCUUUCUCUUUUCUCCUUCUCUCACAUUCCCUCUCUCUUUCCACCUCUCUCUUUCCAUUCUCUCUUUCUCUCAUUCCACCUCUCUCACAUUUCUUCCCUCUUUCCUCUCUCUCUCACAUUCCUCUCUCUUUCCACCUCUCUCACAUUCUCCAUCUCUUUCCCUCUCACAUUCUCACAUUCCACCUCUCUCUUUCCACCUCUCUCUCUUUCUCAACUUCUCAAUUCUCUUUCCUCUCUCUUUCCAAUUCUCUCUCUUUCUCACAUUUCUCUCUUUCUUUCUCUCUCACAUCUCACAUUCCACCUCUCUUUCCUCCUCUCUCACAUUCCACCUCUUCUUUCCACCUCUCUCACAUUCCAAUUCUCUCUUUCCACCUCUCUCAUUUCAAUUCUCUCUUUCCUCUUCUCUCACAUUUCUCUCUCUCUUUCCUCUCUCUCUCAUUCCAAUUCUCUCUUUCUCUCUUCAUUCUCUCUCUUUCUCUUUCACCUCAAUUCUCUUUCCACCUCUCUCACAUUUCAAUUUUCUCUUUCCACCUCUCUCACAUUUCAAUUCUCUUUCCAUCCUCUCUCACAUUUCUCUCUCUUUCCACCUCUCUCUCUUCUCUCUUUCCUCCUCUCUCACAUUCCAAUUCUCUCUCUUUCCAUUUCCCCUCUCUCUCUUUCCACCUCUCUCUUUCUUUCCCUCUCACAUUCUUUCCCCCUCUCUCACAUUCUCUCUCUUUCACCUCUCUCAUUUUCUUCUCUCUUUCCACUUCUCUCUUUUCCCUCUCUCUCUUUCUCUCUCUCACAUUUCAAUUAUCUCUUUCUCUCCUCUCUCUUUCACCUCUCUCUUUCCACCUCUCUUUCCUCUUCUCUCACAUUCCACUCUCUCUUUCCCCUCUCUCUCUUUCCACCUCUCUCUUUCUACUUCUAUCUCUUUCCACCUCUCUCUUUCCACCUCUCUCUUUCCACCUCUCUCUUUCUACUUCUAUCUCUUUCCACCUCUCUCUUUCCACCUCUCUCUUUCCACCUCUCUGGGAUUGCUCUGUUCAUAUCUAUCUAUGUUUAUUCUUAUCUAUCUAUCUAUUUAUCUAUCUAUCUAUCUGUAUACCUAUCUCUGUUCAUAUCUAUCUAUCUAAUACUGUUCAUAUCUAUCUAUCUAAUACUGUUCAUAUCUAUAUAUUUAUUUGAUUUUGUUCAUAUCUAUUUAUAUGUUUCUGUCCAUCUAUCUAUAUAUCUCUCAUAUCUAUCUACCUAUCUAUAUCUCUCUCAUCUGUUCACAUCUAUCUAUCUAUCUAUCUAUCUAUCUAUCUAUCUAUCUAUCUAG